Messenger RNA from Olea europaea var. sylvestris, 584 nucleotides. Its product is annotated as NADH dehydrogenase [ubiquinone] 1 beta subcomplex subunit 3-B-like. NCBI's taxonomy places the organism in Eukaryota, Viridiplantae, Streptophyta, Magnoliopsida, Lamiales, Oleaceae. The record is from RefSeq and is a predicted model, not a curated record. The transcript is spliced from 2 exons. Gene Ontology annotation, cellular component: mitochondrion. Bases 57 to 308 code for a protein of 83 amino acids. Gene Ontology annotation, biological process: electron transport chain; mitochondrial respiratory chain complex I assembly.
GAGCUUCCAUUCCAAAUCCACAGCAUUUCAUCAAGCUAAUCAGGAGAGCAUCAUCAAUGGCGAAACCGCUGGGACACACAGGCGAGUUCUUUAGGAGACGGGAUGAGUGGCGGAAGCACCCGAUGAUGACGAACCAGUGGCGCCACGCCACCCCCGGUCUCGGCAUCGCCCUCGUGGCUUUUGGUAUUUACGUUGUCGGUGAAGCUGCCUACAACAAGAUCUACGCACCCAAAUCGCACUCACACACUCACUCUCACUCCAAUUCUGCUCCUGCUUCUUCUGAUUCUUCUACUUCUGCUAUUCAUUAGAAUCCCCCCUCUAUCUACAAGAUGAAUUCCCAGUGCCAAGGAUUAGGCACGAUCAUGUUUCUCACUCUUCUCUGUUUCUCUAUCAGUGUUUAAUAAGUCCUAAGAGACUCGUCUUUUGCCUUCAAUGAGCAGAACUCUGAAUCUGUAACUAACUGAGAAUAGUUGUGUAAUGAAUGGUCUGUAUCUUUUACCCUUAUCUCAUUGUGGUUGUUUUUCUUGUGUUACACUGAUUAUGGUGCCUGUGGUUUAUCAAUUGAGUUGUUCUGUUAAAAAGCA